CAUGCUACUAAAGGUGAGGCUUGGUGAUGCCCAGAAGUUUGUUCGCAUAACAGAGCCAAACCUGACGGAUUUUCUUGAUGCAGCAUUUGCAAAGUUUGGAGUGCCACCCGUGACAGAAGGUGUUAAGGUCAUUGACAGCUCUGGGACGGAGGUGGAUGAAGAUGUUUUUGAGGAUAUCGUUAAUGAUCCUUCAACUGGUGUGUUGACCAUUCGAUAUGACACAGGUUCUGUCUCCCCUGUGUGCUCCCUGGAACGUUCUCUACCACAGUCACCCAAUACAUCGGAUUCACAGGACACCAUAAUCCUUCCAGUUGGUCCUGCUGAAAAGCGUCAGAGGCUUGAUUUGGAGGCUAAGCAGGUAAGGAGGUCUGUUCUGGAAUCGAAACCAGGUGGAGACCGGGUUGUUAACGAAUAUAAUCGAACCAAGGCCUUGACUGAUGAAACAAGAAGGAAGCUCGUCAAGAUCCUGACAGCAGAUAUGAUUGAGACACAUGGCACAUCGCCACCCAGGCAGGUGAAGGAGAAGUACGCAAGAGGAAUUGUGAACUUAUUCCCCUACCUCAGCGACCCCUUCUCCAAGAAUGGUUAUGAGCACUACUACGAUGGCGAAAGUGGGACGGGAUACCUUGCCUGGAGAAUCAAAACAGUUCAGAGGAGCAGUGCCAAAGAUCGCAGAGCGUCAGGUGAAGGCCCAUCUGGAACAGAACAUGCUGGCGGUCCAACUGUCAAUCGAGAAUUCCAACAUGUUCCAGAGACCACCCUGACUGAAGAGCAAUGUAGGGAGGCCAUCUCAGUGAUGAAACAUUCUACCGAUGAAGAAAUGGUGAAGAGGAAGAUGAAGUUAACGUUUCCCCAUCGUCGUGACUUGGUUGUUGACCCUCAUCAGUCCAGCGAGAUAUUGUCCAUUUUUCCACGAUUCAAAGAUGUGAAAGGAUUGAUUGAACAGGAUUUCAUCCUCAUGUUUGGAGAGGCUAUAUCAGUGAAACUUCUGGAGAAAUGGCCGACAACCUUCAAGCAGAAGAUCAUCCGGGAGUGCCAGAAGCUUCCAGCCGUGAAUGAAAUGAAGGAGCUCCUGCUGGCUGCCGAUCCUCCAGAGGAUAACCCAGAAGAAGAUUAUGAAUUGGGUUGGGACAGCGACCUGUCAUCGAUUUUGUUGCUUUUACACCUGAUUCCACCAACUGCUCAGGGUCGGAAAAGACCUGGAAAGGUGGCGGCCUCCCAAGCAGAGAAGCAGCUCGUUGUCUUCAAGAAGGCUGGAACAAAUCUACAAGAGCAUCUGGACAGCAUCACCUCUAGCACUCAGCCCUAUCUACUGGCAGUUGGAACCAAGAAGAAUGUGAUCCACCAGUUCUUCAUCAUUCUUGACAAGAACGCCAUACCAUGCAGGUCAACAUCCUCCCUUGGUGCUUUUGAUGAACUGUUUAAAGGACAUUUCGUGUUUGGCACAUCUUACAACACCGUGCUCCACAACAUGUAUGUCUUUAUUCAGACAACUGUGUACAACAUUGAUGUAGCCAAAGUGAAGGAGAGUCCCAGAGUAGCUGAAAUUAGGGCAAGACUGCUUAAUUAACUUGUUUCAUCAGUGCUUGGUAAUACUACUUCCUCAUGAAGUGUUUUCUUUGUAAUGCUGGAUUUAAUGGUUCAAAUAAGCUUGUUAGGCAUAUACAGUCAGUUCAUGGUUACUUUCCUGGCAAAAGCCUUCAUCUACAGUGUGUUGAGACUGGAUGCAGGCGAAGUUUUGGUUCGUUUUCUGGUUUUAGGAAACAUUUAAAUAUGAAACACGGACAAGACGGUACCAGCCGACAGGUUAACAAUGUUGCCCAUUUACGCAGAGGGGAAGAUGAUGUUACUAUUGAUAUUGAUGAAAGGCCCUCAACAUCCACAACAUCAGAACCAUUAAAAUCCAAAAGUAACACUUUGGAUAUGUGUGCCACGGCUGUGGCAGAGCUCAAGACAGGGGGUGUAAGUCAGUUUCGUGUAGACAAAUUCGUUUCAAGAAUGGAGGAAGUGUUUUUUGAGAUGAGAAAUGAGGCUAAAGAAACGGCCUUAGAGUGCUUAUCGCCAGAGGACACAGA
Messenger RNA from Engraulis encrasicolus (European anchovy), 2075 nucleotides. RefSeq lists its product as uncharacterized. The coding region runs from base 2 to 1570 and encodes 522 amino acids. The record is from RefSeq and is a predicted model, not a curated record. The transcript is spliced from 10 exons. NCBI's taxonomy places the organism in Eukaryota, Metazoa, Chordata, Actinopteri, Clupeiformes, Engraulidae.